Toxorhynchites rutilus septentrionalis is the source of this 2873-nucleotide messenger RNA. RefSeq names its product mismatch repair endonuclease PMS2 (gene Pms2). NCBI's taxonomy places the organism in Eukaryota, Metazoa, Arthropoda, Insecta, Diptera, Culicidae. The record is from RefSeq and is a predicted model, not a curated record. Gene Ontology annotation, molecular function: mismatched DNA binding; ATP binding; ATP hydrolysis activity. Bases 134 to 2800 code for a protein of 888 amino acids. The transcript has 3 exons. Gene Ontology annotation, cellular component: MutLalpha complex. Gene Ontology annotation, biological process: mismatch repair.
CGCGCGAGUUUUUUUUAUAACAAGUCGUGUGGAGUCAACACAAACAGUGCAAACAGUCGUUCAUAUCUUCUACGCGAAACGCAAGAACUUAAAGUUCCGCUCUUGAUCUGAAUCUUGCGUAAAUGAAAUCAUCAUGGAAACAGAAGACGCGAUACAACCUACACCUACCAGCGAGACCUCUAAAAAAAUCAACGCCAUCGAUAAAGAUACCGUACAUAGAAUCUGUUCUGGUCAAGUGGUGCUAAAUUUGGCCACAGCAGUGAAGGAACUCGUUGAGAAUUCGAUUGACGCAGGGGCUACAUCGGUAGAGAUUAGGCUCAAAGAUUAUGGAGCGGAUCUGGUGGAAGUUUCAGAUAACGGAAGCGGGGUCGAAGAAAGCAACUUUGAGGGUUUGACUGCCAAAUAUCACACUUCGAAGCUGAAGGAUUUUUCGGACCUAGCAUGCAUUGAAACAUUUGGAUUCCGAGGAGAAGCGCUUAGCUCAUUGUGCGCUCUCUCCGAUAUGGUCGUCGUCACAAGGCAUGAAUCAGCUCCGCAUGGAACCAAGUUAGACCUGAACAAUCGUGGAGUGAUAUCCAAACGAAGUCCAUGCGCUAGAGCCAUUGGCACAACGAUAAGUUUGUCGAAUCUUUUCUCCACGCUUCCCGUUCGUAAAAAAGAAUUCCAAAAAAACGUUAAAAGGGAGUUCACCAAAAUGUGCCAAAUACUGCAGGCUUAUUGUCUGGUCUCGAUUGGAGUGCGAAUCGUCUGUACGAAUCAGAACAAGAAAGGUGCAAAGACGGUGGUGAUGAACACCCAAGGGAAGGGGUCCGUACUGGAUAACAUAAUAACGGUGUUUGGUUCGAAACAAGCCGCGGAAUUGAUUGAGCUGAAACCUGCGAUAAGCAGCAGUGGCAAGAUUAUGGAUCUCAAUGAAAGUGAUUUCGACGAUAGUCUCUCACUCACACAGGAAGAGGUUGAUAAUCUUAAUUUGUCCAGGUACACCAUAGAUGGUUACGUUUCUAGCUGUGAUCACGGAUCUGGACGCUCAACUAAGGAUCGUCAGUUCUUCUUCGUAAACUCACGUCCAUGUGAACCGAAACAAAUAAUUAAACUGGUUAACGAAACAUACCACAAAUAUAACGCUAAUCAAAGUCCGUUCGUCUUUUUGAAUUUGAAAAUGGAUCGUGGGGAUGUGGAUGUUAAUCUUACACCGGACAAACGGCAGAUUUUGCUAAACAAUGAAAAAAUACUGCUUCUGGCUCUCAAAAAAUCUUUACUCAAAACAUACGGAAAUAUACCGUCAACUUUCAAACGACAAAAUUUAAACGUGAGUGGAACUACUCGACUCCUGAAUAUUUCAUUCGAAUCCGAUCGCGAAGUCAAAGAUGACGAUACUCUUUCCGAUUUGGAUGUCUCCAAACAGAGCAGAUUGUCGGAUGUCUUGAAUCAGUGGAAAGCCACAAGGGCAAGCGAGGACGGACAGUCGGUAAGUGGGACUGGAAAAAGGAAGCGUGAAAAAUCGGAGACGUUGCCGACAAUGCACGAUUUUAUCAGAGUAACCCCGAGAACAAACGUAGAUAAUGGCAAUCAAUCGGGAUCAGACUCAGAGAAUGAACAUAAGAUGCAAAAAAUGCCCAAGAUGAUUCAUUCGUCUAUCGAAGCAGAAGAAGAAAGCUUACAGGAUGGGCGUAAAAUCGAGAUCAUGGAACCAAAGGGAACGUCAGAUAACUUGGUUCUUGGCGUUCCGCUUGUUUCCGAAGAGAAGAUUCACCUUACCAUUUGUCGCAACAAGAGUCCAUCUGAGGGAUCAUUGUUACGCUUUGAGAAGAUACAGCCCGACUUACAAAAAGCAGAUUCAGUGAACGGUUGCUCACCUGAGAAAAGACCCAUUACGAUUGAAGAUGCCAAGUCAAUGGUUUCUCAGGAUGGAGAAACGCAGGAACUAAUAAGAACAAACAGGAUGGAACCAGUUGAAGUUACCGAAAUAGAAGAUAUUCCUAAUGAAACAGAUAUAUCAUUUCGAUCGACUAGUAGAAAGAACAUACACAUAGAUAUAGUGUCCCUCAAGGAUAUCAUCAAGCAAGAACAAACAUUAAUCCAACAAAAAACUGAAAACCGGAAAACCCAACUUAACCGGUUGAAGUUCAAAAGCAAAAUCAAUCCUACGAACAAUCGUGCAGCAGAGGAUGAACUGCAGACAGAAAUAUCGAAGGAGAAGUUCUCUCAAAUGGAAAUAAUUGGACAGUUUAAUCUGGGCUUCAUAAUCGUUCGAUUAGAGCAAGAUUUAUUCAUUAUUGAUCAGCAUGCAACAGAUGAAAAGUAUAAUUUUGAGGAUCUUCAAAAGAACACAGUUUUGCAGAGUCAGAAACUGGUUGUUCCACAACCUCUGGAGUUAACCGCUGUGAAUGAAAUGAUACUGAUGGAUAACUUGGAAGUGUUCGAAAUGAACGGCUUCAAAUUCGAGAUCGACGGUGGAGCGUUGCCAACGCAGAAAGUGAAAUUACUAUCGAAGCCGUUCAGCAAAAAUUGGGAAUUUGGGAAAGAAGACAUCGAUGAGUUGGUUUUCAUGCUACAAGAUGCUCCGCCCAAUACGAUAUGCAGGCCAUCUCGUGUGAGAGCAAUGUUCGCUUCCAGGGCAUGUCGUAAAUCGGUAAUGAUUGGGAAGGCCCUCCCGGUUGCAGAGAUGAGAAAGCUGGUGAAUCACAUGGGUGAAAUAGAACAACCAUGGAAUUGCCCACAUGGACGACCGACAAUGAGACAUCUGGUUAACCUCGCUAUGAUUAGGCAAACCGAAAACUCAGUCGAGCAACUGGCGUGAAUCUGAAGAUCAGCAGCGAGACUUUCGCAAUUUAUAGUUUUUAUUUUAGAAAUAAAGAUUUACAUGAACAUUA